ACUAGUGCCUUGACCGGUUCGGUUCUGAAAAUUACUCCGUAUGAGUGUACCACUGGCAUUUUUGAUAGAGCAAUGGCAGGGGAUUCAGGAGCAACAAACUGGGUGGGCCCAGAUGGGAGGGUCUACCAUAGCCAUGAUGGACUUGCACCACAUUCACACGAACCCAUAUACUCACCUGGCUUCUUCAACAGGAGAGCACCUCCUCUGACCAACAGGAAUUUCAAUGAAAGAGCCUUCACUGUUGGGAUUGGUGGCCCUGUUGGAACUGGUAAAACAGCAUUGAUGCUCGCAUUGUGCAAAGCGUUAAGAGACAGAUACAGCCUAGCAGCAGUGACGAACGAUAUAUUCACAAAGGAAGAUGGAGAGUUCUUGAUAAAACAUGGAGCUCUUUCGGAGGAAAGGAUUCGUGCAGUUGAAACAGGAGGCUGCCCACACGCUGCUAUUAGGGAAGAUAUAAGCAUUAACCUUGGACCUCUAGAAGAGCUUUCGGGCUUGUUUAAAACUGAUAUCCUUCUGUGUGAAUCUGGUGGAGAUAAUCUAGCUGCCAACUUCAGCAGGGAGUUGGCUGACUACAUCAUCUACAUAAUUGAUGUAUCUGCAGGUGAUAAAAUCCCACGAAAAGGUGGUCCCGGAAUCACCCAAGCUGACCUCCUUGUGAUCAACAAGACUGAUCUGGCACCAGCUGUUGGAGCUGAUCUCUCUGUUAUGGAGCGCGAUGCACUUCGCAUGCGGGAUGGUGGCCCUUUUGUUUUUGCUCAGGUGAAACACGGCGUGGGAAUCGAAGAAAUCGUAAACCACAUUUUGCAAGCUUGGGAAGUAGCAACAGGGAAUAAGCCACACUGAGUUCAGAUUAAUAAGAUCCCUGCAUCUAUGAACUCUUUUUCAUUUGAUGAUUUCUGGUUUAUCCUAAUUAACAGUACUUAGAGGAGUCUCCUUCAAUGAACCAGACUUGGUAUUUUCUUAGUGUGUUUUCUCCUUCCGUUCUAGUGUAUUCGUCUAGUUUAUUUUUUUCAAGUCAAGCUGGACAAAUUUUAUUCAUCAAUUACUCUCAAUUUGUAUUGCAUAUUACUCCAUAUUACAAUGAAAUAAAAUUUUGAAAAUUUUCCAUAAGAUGAGUAUAAUUGAAUCAUUUUUAUACUAACAUGCAUUGCACGGAGUAGUUUUUAUUUAAUUGAGGUCUAAAAUUUGUCCAGUUUGACUCGAAUAAGUCAAACUAAACAAAUACACUGAGGCGGAGGUAAUAUAUUGUACUUCGUAGUAAAAUUGUGACAUUCUACUCCACACCCAUUUGGCAAUGGGAAGAGACCAGGAGUAACUCACAUUUUUAUAUACUCCCUUUGUCCUGCAAUAAUAUUUUACAUUUUUU
Molecule: messenger RNA, 1366 nt
Organism: Cuscuta campestris
Lineage: Eukaryota; Viridiplantae; Streptophyta; Magnoliopsida; Solanales; Convolvulaceae
Source: the annotation of a GenBank genome assembly